CUGCAGGGGGCUGUUCUCAGCAAAGGAUAUGUGUGUAGCCCAUCACUGGUCUGUGUGUAGAGGUGAGGAAGACUCUGGGCAAGAUGACUCAACCGUUAAACUUCUCUGCUGUUGAGAGAAUGCUCUUCAUUGGCUCUGCAGGGCAAACCUUUCUCAGCUCUGAGCGGUCUUUGCAAGUGGGGCCAAGGAGCCACCUUGAACCAAAAAAAGAGCAUUAUGUCACCGGAAGCCCAAGCCCAGAGAAUACAAGGACCUCAGAAGCCAUGUCGAAGCACCACACCGAUGUCGGGACUGCCUUCAUUCAGACCCAGCAGCUGCACGCAGCCAUGGCUGACACAUUCCUGGAGCACAUGUGCCGUCUGGACAUCGACUCACCACCCAUCACAGCCCGGAACACUGGCAUCAUCUGUACCAUCGGCCCAGCCUCCCGAUCAGUGGAGAUGUUGAAGGAGAUGAUUAAGUCAGGCAUGAAUGUGGCUCGUCUGAACUUCUCCCAUGGAACUCACGAGUAUCAUGCAGAGACCAUCAAGAACGUGCGCACAGCCACAGAAAGCUUUGCUUCUGACCCCAUUCUAUACCGGCCCGUUGCUGUGGCCCUGGACACCAAAGGACCUGAGAUCCGCACUGGGCUCAUCAAGGGCAGCGGCACUGCGGAGGUGGAGCUGAAGAAGGGAGCCACUCUCAAGAUCACCCUGGAUAAUGCCUACAUGGAAAAGUGUGAUGAAAACGUCCUUUGGCUGGAUUACAAGAACAUUUGCAAGGUGGUGGAAGUAGGCAGCAAGAUCUAUGUGGAUGACGGACUUAUUUCUCUGCAGGUGAAGGAAAAAGGUGCUGACUUCCUGGUGACAGAGGUCGAGAAUGGGGGCUCCUUGGGCAGCAAAAAGGGUGUGAACCUUCCUGGGGCUGCUGUGGACCUGCCUGCUGUGUCGGAAAAGGACAUCCAGGAUCUGAAGUUUGGGGUGGAGCAAGAUGUAGAUAUGGUGUUUGCAUCUUUCAUCCGCAAGGCAUCUGAUGUCCAUGAAGUCAGGAAGGUCCUGGGAGAGAAAGGGAAGAACAUCAAGAUCAUCAGCAAAAUUGAGAAUCAUGAGGGAGUUCGGAGGUUUGAUGAGAUUCUGGAAGCCAGUGAUGGGAUCAUGGUGGCUCGUGGUGAUCUAGGCAUUGAGAUUCCUGCAGAGAAGGUCUUCCUUGCUCAGAAGAUGAUGAUUGGGAGAUGCAACCGAGUUGGGAAGCCUGUCAUCUGUGCCACACAGAUGCUGGAGAGCAUGAUCAAAAAGCCUCGUCCCACCCGGGCUGAGGGCAGUGAUGUAGCCAAUGCAGUCUUGGAUGGAGCUGACUGUAUUAUGCUAUCUGGAGAGACAGCUAAAGGGGACUACCCCCUGGAGGCUGUUCGCAUGCAGCACCUGAUAGCUCGUGAGGCUGAGGCAGCCAUGUUCCACCGCAAGCUGUUUGAAGAACUUGUGCGGGCCUCAAGUCACUCCACAGACCUCAUGGAAGCCAUGGCCAUGGGCAGCGUGGAGGCUUCUUAUAAGUGUUUAGCGGCAGCUUUGAUAGUUCUGACGGAGUCUGGCAGGUCUGCUCACCAGGUGGCCAGAUACCGCCCCCGUGCUCCCAUCAUUGCUGUGACCCGGAAUCACCAGACAGCUCGCCAGGCCCAUCUGUACCGUGGCAUCUUCCCUGUGGUGUGUAAGGACCCAGUGCAGGAUGCCUGGGCUGAAGACGUGGACCUCCGGGUGAACUUGGCCAUGAAUGUUGGCAAGGCCCGAGGCUUCUUCAAGAAGGGAGAUGUGGUCAUUGUGCUGACCGGAUGGCGCCCUGGCUCUGGCUUCACCAACACCAUGCGUGUGGUGCCAGUGCCAUGAAGGGCCCCCAAGAACCCCUCUUCAGUCCCCAUCCUUUCCCCUUCCCCCGAUCCAUCCGUUAGACCAGCAAUGCUUAUAGUGCUCACUUGGGGCUGUAGUGUGGCACUGGUGGGCUGGGACACCAGGGAAGACGAUUAGCGCCUCUAUGAGACAUGGUAGUUUUUAAGACCCUGCUUGGCUGGGGUAGCCCAGAGUUGGGCUGUCUAUCAUGUGGCUCCAACCCAUGAAACAGGCCAGGUUGGGGUGGAGGCUCCAGAGCUGAACACAAAGGGCAAUAGCCCCUGCUCCUUCUCCUUUGUGUACUGUGUUCAGUUCCUAUAGAAAUGGAUUCCCAGAAAACUUCCAACCCUGGCCUGGGGUCAGGAGACAGCCAGCAAGAGAGGGGCCUUCCAGCAUGGGGCAGUGUUCCAGUUUAAGUAGACUGUCCCUGGUCCUUAAUUGCUUCUCCAACACCCCUGCCUUCCCACCUCCCGCCUUGUGCAUAGUGCACUUUGUUCCUGCACUCCACUCAGCUGCAGACAAAUACUCCACUUCCACCUUCCAUUUUCCCUACGGCUGUAGCCUGUUGCUAUAGAGCCUACUUGUAUGUCAAUAAACAACAGCUAAAGCUCCUGUUGCCUCUUUCUGAUUUUUUGG
Molecule: messenger RNA, 2495 nt
Organism: Talpa occidentalis (Iberian mole)
Lineage: Eukaryota; Metazoa; Chordata; Mammalia; Eulipotyphla; Talpidae
Gene: PKM
Product: pyruvate kinase M1/2
Exons: 12
Coding region: 84-1859 (591 amino acids)
Biological process (GO): glycolytic process; cellular response to insulin stimulus
Cellular component (GO): cytoplasm
Molecular function (GO): pyruvate kinase activity; magnesium ion binding; potassium ion binding
Source: RefSeq, a predicted model, not a curated record